Molecule: messenger RNA, 381 nt
Organism: Clunio marinus
Lineage: Eukaryota; Metazoa; Arthropoda; Insecta; Diptera; Chironomidae
Source: the annotation of a GenBank genome assembly
AUGGCUGCAAUGAAGCAAUCAUUCAAAUAUCAAAAUACUUACCGGCUUGAAUCAAAAAAUCCAUUCAACUCUGAACAAGUGGAAGUUAUUUUAAAAAAUGUAAUGGACAAACAAUUUUCUCAAUUUGAAAGAUUCGACACUCAAACAUCUGUUGCUCUCUGUAAGAUGGUCACUGAUGAAAUAAUCAACCAAAUUAAAGAGAAGAAUUUUGAUAGGUACAAAAUCAUUGUCGUCAUAACGAUUUGCGAAAAAUUUAUGCAAGGCAUGAACUAUUCACAAAAAAGUUUAUGGGAUCCAACAACUGAUUCGAGUGUUACAUACAUCUAUGAUAGCCCAAAUUUCACUGCCAUUGGUAUCUGUUAUGCACUUUACUACGAAUAG